Molecule: messenger RNA, 1572 nt
Organism: Protobothrops mucrosquamatus (brown spotted pit viper)
Lineage: Eukaryota; Metazoa; Chordata; Lepidosauria; Squamata; Viperidae
Gene: NRF1
Product: nuclear respiratory factor 1
Exons: 12
Coding region: 1-1572 (523 amino acids)
Biological process (GO): regulation of transcription by RNA polymerase II
Cellular component (GO): nucleus
Molecular function (GO): DNA-binding transcription factor activity, RNA polymerase II-specific; RNA polymerase II cis-regulatory region sequence-specific DNA binding
Source: RefSeq, a predicted model, not a curated record
AUGGAGGAACAUACGGUGACCCAGACCGAGCACAUGGCAACCAUAGAGGCUCACGCCGUGGCCCAGCAGGUCCAGCAGGUCCACGUGGCCACCUACACGGAGCACAGCAUGCUGAGCGCGGACGAAGACUCCCCGUCUUCUCCCGAGGACACGUCCUACGACGACUCGGACAUCCUCAACUCCACCGCCGCCGACGAGGUGACGGCCCACCUGGCCGCCGCAGGGCCGGUGGGAAUGGCCGCCGCAGCCGCCGUGGCCACCGGGAAGAAACGGAAGCGGCCCCACGUCUUUGAAUCCAACCCCUCCAUCCGCAAGAGGCAGCAGACCCGGUUGUUACGGAAGCUGCGAGCCACCUUGGAUGAAUAUACCACCCGGGUCGGGCAGCAAGCGAUCGUCUUGUGCAUCUCGCCCUCCAAACCCAACCCUGUUUUCAAGGUCUUUGGGGCGGCCCCCCUGGAGAACGUGGUGCGCAAGUACAAAAGCAUGAUCCUGGAAGAUUUGGAGUCGGCGCUGCUGGAGCACGCCCCUGCGCCGCAGGAGGUGAACUCCGAGCUGCCCCCGCUCACCAUCGACGGCAUCCCGGUCUCGGUGGAUAAGAUGACCCAGGCCCAGCUGAGGGCGUUCAUUCCUGAAAUGCUGAAAUACUCAACGGGUCGCGGGAAGCCGGGCUGGGGUAAGGAGAGCUGCAAACCCAUUUGGUGGCCCGAAGACAUUCCGUGGGCUAAUGUCCGCAGUGAUGUCAGGACCGAGGAGCAGAAGCAGAGGGUGUCGUGGACCCAGGCACUGCGGACCAUCGUGAAAAACUGCUACAAGCAGCACGGGCGCGAGGAUCUGCUUUACGCGUUCGAGGAUCAGCAGACCCAGUCGGUGACCGCCACCCACAGCAUAGCCCACCUGGUCCCCUCCCAAACCAUGGUCCAGACCUUCAGCAAUCCAGACGGCACCGUGUCGCUCAUCCAGGUUGGCACCGGGGCCACGGUGGCCACCUUGGCAGACGCCUCCGAAUUGCCCACCACUGUCACAGUCGCCCAGGUCAACUACUCUGCGGUCACCGAUGGAGAGGUGGAGCAGAACUGGGCCACGCUGCAGGGGGGCGAGAUGACCAUCCAGACCACCCAGGCCUCCGAAGCCACGCAGGCAGUGGCCUCCCUGGCCGAAGCCGCCGUCGCCGCGUCGCAGGAGAUGCAGCAAGGCGCGACGGUCACGAUGGCGCUCAACAGUGAGGCAGCCGCUCACGCCGUGGCCACGCUUGCCGAAGCCACCCUCCAGGGCGGAGGGCAGAUCGUGUUGUCCGGCGAAACGGCGGCAGCCGUGGGCGCGCUCACCGGGGUACCAGAUGCGAACGGUAAGCCGAUCCUGAUAACCUCGCGCGUCUCGAGACGGGGAGUUCUAAGAGACAGACAGACAGGCCUGGUCCAGAUCCCGGUGAGCAUGUACCAGACGGUGGUCACCAGCCUCGCGCAGGGCAACGGGCCCGUCCAGGUCGCCAUGGCCCCCGUGACCGCCAGGAUCACCGACAGCACCGUCACCAUGGACGGCCAGGCGGUGGAAGUGGUCACCCUGGAACAAUGA